This is a messenger RNA of Symbiodinium necroappetens, 1920 nucleotides long. The record is from the annotation of a GenBank genome assembly. Lineage: Eukaryota; Dinophyceae; Suessiales; Symbiodiniaceae.
GAUUCUCCCAGAAUCGCAGUGCAGGAUGUGGAGGAAGUGAAGGCAGAAAUCUCGCUUCCACACGAGACGGCGAUGCGGCAUCGCCAAUCAGAUCUGCGGCUGCAGCCGGAGAAGCCACGCUCCGAAGCGCCGCGCCCCAGCGGUCGGCUGGCGGAGCCCAUCCGGCUGAAGGCGAAGAGGGCAAGCUUCGCUGCGCAGCCUCGCUCCUCACGUCGAACUUCCUUUGCAGAUUCCAGAAACGAGAGGUCGGAUCCCGAGUCGGACGAACCUCAAGCAGCUCAACCCGGACCCGGUCGCCGUUCACAUGACAGCCAGAGGUCUUCACUCCGAUCCUCAAGAUCCAGCGAAGACGGGGUUAAAGAGACCGAAGCCCGAAACGGAUUCAAUGCAGGCAGAGGACGCCGGACCCUGUUCUUCGACAAAUCGCCCGAGGAGAUGGAGGCGAUGUUCCAAGAGGCACUGAACGAGAGCGAGGAGGAGGACGAGUCGCACACCGCAGUCAGCAUCGAAGGUGGUCAGCAGUCAUGCUGCAGCUUGGCCGAGAGAGUCCGCAACAAGACGAAGCAGAUACUUGAGACGGACUUCUUUGAGAUGUUCGUCUCUGGCCUCAUCCUCUGCAAUGUCGUGGUCAUGUGCUGUGCUGCGCAGUACCGCGGCUUGGAUCUUGGCUACACCAUCCUCUACCCGAGGAUGACCAGCAAAGCGGAAGACAUUUGGCCAGGCGGCCAAGAAGCCCUUACGCAUAUCGACAAAGCCUUCACCAUCGUGUUCUUCCUUGAGCUGUUCUUGCGGCUGUUGGUCUACCGACUCUCCUUUUUCCUGCUUGCGUUGAACUGGCUGGACUUCUCGGUGGUCUUUUUCUCCGUCUUUGAGCUGCUAGCCCGGCUCCUCUACCGCCCCUCGGAGAAGCGUGGAGAGCACAGCCUAGGAUGGAAGCGCCUGCAAAAGCAUCAGCAACAGGAGGAGGAGGAGGAGGAGGAGGAGGAGGAGUGGGAGUGGGAGUUUGUUUUGCGGCUGGUGCGCCUGGCCAAGCUCGCACGCGGUCUCCGGGUGGUGCGAAUGGCCAGGGUCAUGGACUCGCUUCACUUGCUGCUGAAGAGUAUUGGCGCCAGCUUCUCGAUGUUGCUUUGGUCCAUGCUGCUCAUCGGCGUCAUACAAUGCACCGCUGGUAUGAUCAUUGGGUAUUUGGUAAUGGAUCAUCUGGAACGAGAUGCCUCGCAGUCGGAGGAAGUGCGUCAUCUGAUUUACAGGUAUUAUGGCACAUUCAGCUACACCAUCCUGACGAUGUUUGAAGUGAUUUUCGCCAACUGGCCUAUCCCUUGUCGCGUCCUUGUGGAUCAUGUGGAUGAAUGGUACUCGAUUUUCUUUAUCAUUUACCGCUGUGGCGUGGGCUUCUGUGUGCUGAACGUUGUUGGUGCGGUUUUUGUUCAGCAGACUAUGAAAUUGGCAGCGGAUGACAACGAUCUCUUCUUGCAGCAGCAGACACGUGCGGCUGAAGCCUACACGAGAAAGAUCAAGGAUGUGUUCACGAAGCUCGAUAUGUCAGGUGAAGGUUACAUUUACAUGGAGGAGUUCGUGGAGAUCCUCAACACCCCAACGAUGUCGCAUUUCAUGGCCAAGCUGGAGCUCGAAUCUACCGAUCUGCUCAGCCUCUUCAAGCUGAUCGAUGUGGACGACAGCGGGCAGGUCUCCCUGGAGGACUUCAUGACCGGCUGCCAGCGACUAAAAGGCCCCGCCAAGAGUGUCGACUUGGCUCUGCUUCUGGCGCACACGGCACGGCUCAACUGCAAAGUGGACAAUGUCCUCCAGCUGGUCGGUGGAGAGACUGGCAUGGAAGACUGGGGAUAUGGAGCGGCUGGAGAUCAAAACUUGGAGCUGCGCUUCCUUCACUCAGCAUCCACCCUGAGGCCUUCGCUGACA